CAAAGACUUGUAUCUCGUUCUUUUUCCCCUUCGGAGCAACUUAGUUCGAGCAUUUUGAGUUCCUAUGCAGGUCUUGUCCCAGGACAUGAGCAGCGCCGAUACCGGCGCUGCGAUCACGACCGCGGGUUAUACAGCUCAACGAAUGCCAAUUGAGGCAGAGAGCAUCAAUGAUGCCGAACGCAUCAUCGACAAGUCGCAUCUCAAGCCAACCGCGCCUAUCGCGAUUCUUCCUCUAGAGAUCAUUGUUGAGAUAUUCACCCAUUGCGCCAGGCUUUACUGCGGUUCGUUAUCAGGGCCAUACAAAUGGAUCGUGAUCACGCAUGUCUGCGCCCAAUGGCGCGCUAUUGCGUUGGCAUGCCCUAAACUCUGGUGUAACAUUUUUGUGGCAAGGAGGCAGGAUUGGCUCGUCGAGCUGCUCCGGCGGUCGAAGCAGAUGCCGUUGACCGUAACCGCUGACUUUGCAUCCCGGGCCUGGAAAGAAGUUGGACGGAAGCAAAUCACAUUUGAGAUGGUGGCCAAAGAGAUGGCACGCAUCAAGAGCCUGAACAUACAUGCUUCACGACCGAUCGCACGUAGCCUGCUGAAGACGCUGAAUGGGCCGAUGCCUCUUCUCCAGACACUGGUAAUCUGCGGUCCAGAGUGGCUCCUCGACCGAUCGCGCGUUCAAAUACCCACAGGCACGUCACUGCCAAUUUUACUUCAUUCUGGCCACAGCACUGGCUUGCAACGGCUCGACAUCCGGUUCUACCCUAUCCGUUGGAAAUCCCUCGUCUCUCUGUCGUUGAAGCACCUAACGGUCAGGAGCAUCGGAGAGGCCGCCCAAACAAGCCUCAGCGAUGUUCUCAAAGCAGCUGAGAGUAUGCCUUUGCUCGAGACGUUGGACCUUGAGGACGUCAUAGUUCCAGAUUCAGCGACAUUCACUGCUCCGAACAGAACCGCAGUUCUGCCGCUCUUGCGGAGCCUCCGCCUAGUCGCAGAUUUCCGCGACUGUACUUACAUCCUCUACAAGCUCUCGUUUCCUAACCUGAAUGCUCUCACUCUUUGCUCCUUGUUCCCCUCUUUAGAGGCUCUGCGCGAUCUUGCGACAUGCCUAAUCGCUCGCCUACCAUUCACGGCUGAAUUGUCUGAAUUCAGCAUACACGGCAGUGGUUUCGAUGCGGCCUCACCUGGCAGAUCCCUUGAUUCUUCUCAUGGCAUGGGCGGAGUCACCCAAAACAUUGAGGUCAAGAGAAUUCAGAUCACAUCCAGAACGGAAAUGUUCACCGCGCGAAGUUUCACAGAUCUCUGCGAGGUCUUCCCGGUGAAACAAGUGACCACUCUAAAUGUGGACGAUGCCGUGUAUAACGGAUCGAACGAUUGGCUCCGUGUCCUCCCUCUCAUGAAGAAAGUCAAACAUAUGCGAGUAUCGGGCACCUUAGGAGCGGAAACUAUGCUUCACAUGCUCAUGCCUCGCCCUCGUACGAAUCCGACAGUACGAAAGCCAAAAUGCUGCUUCCGCAGACUGCGUACCUUGUCGCUUGGUGGCGUCCUGCUCAGAGAGUCUAUCUAUAAGGAGGGAAUCUCGGAUGACCUUGUGGAGCUCCUGCGAGACUGCUUAAUGCAGCGGUAUGAAAGUGGUGCGAAGAUCAGUGAUGUGCACUUGAUACGGUGUAUCAAUGUUAGGCAAGCCGAAGUCGAUCUCCUCCGCGAGAUUGCAGUGUCUGUUUUCUGGGAUGGCAUAGUGAUCGUGCAUGGUGGUGAGGAGGAUGACUCGGAAGAUGACAGUGAUCUUUGACGAUGACGGCGGACACGGUUGUCUGAACGGUCAGUCAUGCUCUCCUUUAUCCAUAGGCUCUUCAGAGAAUCUAUUCGCAGUUGGUGAGUCUCGAUGAUGCCAUGCAAUUGUACUUUUAGUAAAGUAUCGCUCCGUGGGACGGAACUCGUGAAAUUAUGUAUAGUUAGGCGAUGCAUGUUUUAGUGGCUGUUGUGUAUGUAUACCAUACAACUCUGU
Molecule: messenger RNA, 1990 nt
Organism: Laetiporus sulphureus 93-53
Lineage: Eukaryota; Fungi; Basidiomycota; Agaricomycetes; Polyporales; Laetiporaceae
Exons: 2
Coding region: 65-1774 (569 amino acids)
Source: RefSeq, a predicted model, not a curated record